UUAAAGAUAGAAUAAUGAAGAUAACUAUGUCAAAAUCAGUAGCGAUUAUUCUGGAUGCUGAAGCGAGAUUGGCAGAAAAGGCGGUGAACAAAAAAUGAAUUUGCAGAUUCCUGAAUGUUUAGGAAAGGAUGUUAUCAUGCAUCAGAUUAUGCACACCGCUGGCUUUUCUCACGAGCACACUAGACCAGACCGAGAUAAUUAUGUAGAAAUCAAUUGGAAAAAUAUUCAAGAAGAUGCCAAAAAGAACUUCAAAAAAGCUGAACUGAAGUGGAGUGAUUUUGACAUUCCUUAUGAUUAUGACAGCAUAAUGCAUUCUUCAGUAUACGCGGGUGCCGUACACGAUCACGAUCCAAACGUAAAAAUCGGCCAGAGAGAGCGUCUCAAUGUCUUGGACGUUAUGAAGAUAAAUGUAAUGUAUAAUUGCUCAUCGGAGUCACACAAUCAAGUUAUGUAG
Atta colombica is the source of this 454-nucleotide messenger RNA. Its product is annotated as high choriolytic enzyme 1-like. Gene Ontology annotation, biological process: proteolysis. NCBI's taxonomy places the organism in Eukaryota, Metazoa, Arthropoda, Insecta, Hymenoptera, Formicidae. The transcript has 3 exons. The record is from RefSeq and is a predicted model, not a curated record. Gene Ontology annotation, molecular function: metalloendopeptidase activity. Bases 95 to 454 code for a protein of 119 amino acids.